Molossus molossus (Pallas's mastiff bat) is the source of this 1018-nucleotide messenger RNA. It is a transcript of the gene POMC, whose product is annotated as proopiomelanocortin. Bases 1 to 753 code for a protein of 250 amino acids. NCBI's taxonomy places the organism in Eukaryota, Metazoa, Chordata, Mammalia, Chiroptera, Molossidae. Gene Ontology annotation, molecular function: hormone activity. Gene Ontology annotation, cellular component: extracellular region. The record is from RefSeq and is a predicted model, not a curated record. The transcript has 2 exons.
AUGCCUAGAUCGUGCUGCAGCCGCUUGGGGGCUCUACUGCUUGCCUUGGUGCUUCAGGCCUCCACGGAAGUGCAUGGCUGGUGUCUGGAGAGCAGCCAGUGUAAGGACCUCACCAGGGAAAGUAACCUGCUGGCCUGCAUCGGGGCCUGCAAGCCCAACCUGUCGGCGGAGACGCCCGUGUUUCCCGGCAACGGCGAGGAGCAGCCGCUGACCGAGAACCCCCGGAAGUACGUCAUGGGCCACUUCCGCUGGGACCGCUUCGGCCGCCGGAACGGCAGCAGCGGGCUCCGGAAGCGCGAGGAGGAGCGGGUGGCGGCGGGCGACGGCGAUGGCGCCGGCGCCGGGCCGAGCCCAGGCGAGGGCAAGCGCUCCUACUCCAUGGAGCACUUCCGCUGGGGCAAGCCGGUGGGCAAGAAGCGGCGCCCCGUGAAGGUGUACCCCAACGGCGCCGUGGACGAGUCGGCCGAGGCCCUGCCCUUCGAGGUCAAGAGGGAGCAGGCCGGGGAGCCGGCGCUCAGCCCCGAGGGCGCGGCCGCCCGAGCCUCCCUGGAGUACGGCCUGGAGGCGGAGGCCGAGGCGGGGCCGCCGCUGAAGAAGGACGAGGGGCCCUAUAAGAUGGAGCACUUCCGCUGGGGCAGCCGGCCCAAGGACAAGCGCUACGGCGGCUUCAUGACCUCCGAGAAGAGCCAGACGCCCCUCGUGACGCUGUUCAAAAACGCCAUCAUCAAGAACGCCCACAAGAAGGGCCAGUGAGGGCGCGCAGAGGGGCUCCCCUCCGCGGGAAGGCGACCCGCAGCCCCUGCUGGCCGCUGCGCCCCAGCCCGGUGGGCCACUCGCGCAGGCGGGAGCGGCAGAUGGUCGUCCUGUUGCAGCUGUCUGUAGUUAGCAAAUAAAACCUCUCGAGUUGCACAUCUGCCUCUGACUUUGAGUGUUGACUGAGUGAAUGAAAUAGAAACACAUAUCCACCAACUGGAGAGCAGCAUAUAGUGGAGGAGAGACAGAACGGUUUCCGUGUGAC